Messenger RNA from Pipra filicauda (Wire-tailed manakin), 1813 nucleotides. RefSeq names its product butyrophilin subfamily 3 member A3-like. Gene Ontology annotation, molecular function: protein binding. The record is from RefSeq and is a predicted model, not a curated record. Bases 76 to 1188 code for a protein of 370 amino acids. The transcript has 7 exons. Lineage: Eukaryota; Metazoa; Chordata; Aves; Passeriformes; Pipridae.
CAGUCAAGUAGGUCCUGCUCCAGCCAGAGCCCAGGACAGAGCUCAGCAUCUCCAGGUUGUGCUCCAGGGAGGAGGAUGCUCUGUGGUUCCCCCAUCCACUGCUCUCUGCUGGCUUUUGUCAUUUCCACUUUAGUUUUCCAAGUUCUUCAGGGGCACUCAGCUCCACUCACCGUCACUGCACCCCCCGGCCCCAUCACCGUGGCCAAGGGCGAGGACGUGGUGCUGCCCUGCAGCUUCUCCCCGGGGCAGAAUGCACAGGACACGGAGGUGACCUGGUUUCGGGAGCAGUUCUUGCCCUUUGUGCAUCGCUACAAGUGGGGCCAGGACCAGUUUGGGGAGCAGAUGGUUCAGUACCAAGGGCGCACUGAGCUGGGGAAGGACGGCCUUGCCAAGGGCAGCGCGGACUUGAGGAUCUUCCACGUCCGACUCUCUGACACAGGGAAUUACACCUGCUUUGUUCAACGUGGCUCAGAUUAUGAUGAGGCUGUGGUGGAGCUCAAGGUGACAGAUCCCUUUCUACGAAGUAUCUAUCCUUGGAUUAUUGCCCUGGUCCUGGUCCUGGCUGCUGUGGUCGCUCUGAUUUGCUUUGCAGUUUAUCUACUUAAAAUUAAAGAGGAACAAGCCCAGGAACUCGCCUGGAGAAGACACGCAGUGCCCAUAGAAGAAGGGAACGUGGUUCUGGAUCCAGACACAGCCCACUGUGAGCUUGUCCUGUCUGACAAUGGCAAACGUGUGACACGAUCUUACACACAACAGAACAUCCCCGACAGCCCUGAGAGAUUUAACCCGUGGCGCUGCGUUCUGGGCUGUGAGGGCUUCAGCUCGGGGAGACACUACUGGGAGGUGGAGGUGGUGGAGAAUGCAGGAGAAUGGAUCAUGGGGAUUUUUAGAGAUGAUGCAGAAAGGAAGGGUGAUAUUGAGUUUAAACCAGAGAAAGGCAUCUGGGCAGUGGGGAAAGGGGCAGUAUUCUUGAAAGCUUUCACCUCCCCUGGUCCCACUCUGUUUCCUGAAAUCAAGGCUCCCAGGCGGAUCCGGGUCUCUCUGGAUUAUGAAAUGGGACAGGUGGCAUUUUUCAGUGUUGAUGAGGGGAUUCCCAUCUUCACGUUUCCACGGGUAUCAUUUGGGGGGAAAAAAGUCCACCCUUGCUUCUGGCUGGGUCCUGAGACAUGUCUGAAAAUAUGUCCCUGAUGAAGAGGAGGCAGUAAGAGAAGGGUCUCCAAGGGUGGAGAUCUCGUUACCUCUCUACACCUCUCUUCCAUGCUGCAUCUCUCCAAGACCUUUCUCUGAGGCCAGACAUGCUGUUCUGGUCCCAGUGCAGAUCAGUGGGAGAGGCCAUGGCCAAGACCUUGUGUUAUGAGAGCACCUCACAUCAUUUCCAGGUGUGGGGAAAAGGGACUUUCUCUCCUGCUUCUGAGGGUGUUCCUUACACAUGGAGGGUGGAACCGUUGUUUCCUUGUCUCAGGCUGCAGUGGGUUGGUUUCUCGGAUAUUUUAGGCCUUCCUUAGCAACGGGGUCAGAAAUCUAAGGAAGUAUUCCAUAUCAUUCCUUUCCGUAACCCAACAUAUAAAAAGGCGUAGAUAAGAGAGUUCGCUCUCUUCUCUUCCGACAAGGUUUGGGAAUGGUAGGUCCCUGUCUCGGUCUUGCUCAUGUGGAGCUGAGGCCCACAGUGACUGCUGUUGUCUGCCCCGCGUGAGGGGACAGUGCUGGGCCGCGUCCAGCUGUCCUGCUUCUCUCAAGGGAAGUGGGGAGAUUUUAACAGUUCUUUAUUUUGUUAGUUACCAGAUUUCUAGAUUGUGCAUACCUGUUUUGUUUU